CCACGUCCUCCCUCGUCGGAAAGAUGGCUGCUCGCGUGUACCUCGUGUCCCUUCUUCUCCCCAUCCUUGCCGCUGUUUGCCUGGGAUGUGAAAAUCCCAAGGUGACUCCCAAGGUCUACAGCAGCACUGAUGCAACUAUUGUUGAAUUGGUGGCAUUUGUGGGGGAGUUUGAAGUUCUCUGUUCAGAUGGGGAUAAGAAUUUCCCUCUCUUUGCAACCCUAAAUGACGAAGUUGUACCAGUGACAAGAACAUCAGAUAUAAGCAAAUAUAUUGUUUCCUGGGCGGAAGAACCCAGCAAUGCCAAGUCAGGAUCUCAAGUUCUCAGGUUUUUCGAUGAAGCUGGCUUUGGGGUCUUCAGAAAGGCCCAGAGAGCAGGAGAGGAUGUAUCCAAAAUAUCACCCCUUUUCUCUGUGCCUUUGCAAUUGGAGAGAGCAUACAAGGGUCCCUGGGUGCGAAGCGAGUUCCUUGCAUUUGCUAUAUCAGUGAUCAUCUUCUACAUUGCAUACUCAACAAAGUCUCAUAUUAUGAGCUGAAUGAAUACUUGAGGUUGUGUUGAAAAUAUUUAUUUUUCAAAUAUUUAUACACUGGUAUAAGUAUAUGCUCCAAUACAUACA
Darwinula stevensoni is the source of this 614-nucleotide messenger RNA. The record is from the annotation of a GenBank genome assembly. Lineage: Eukaryota; Metazoa; Arthropoda; Ostracoda; Podocopida; Darwinulidae.